Messenger RNA from Bactrocera latifrons, 1252 nucleotides. It is a transcript of the gene lsn, whose product is annotated as vacuolar-sorting protein SNF8. Gene Ontology annotation, biological process: protein transport to vacuole involved in ubiquitin-dependent protein catabolic process via the multivesicular body sorting pathway. The transcript is spliced from 5 exons. Gene Ontology annotation, cellular component: ESCRT II complex. The coding region runs from base 300 to 1154 and encodes 284 amino acids. NCBI's taxonomy places the organism in Eukaryota, Metazoa, Arthropoda, Insecta, Diptera, Tephritidae. The record is from RefSeq and is a predicted model, not a curated record.
ACCGAUUUUUUGUGGGCGAAAACAUUAAUAUCGUUGUAUUAUACAUAAUCUUCUGCCACAUUCUUGGUAAUUCCUUUUAAGCAAAAUGUGAGACCAACAUAAAUUCCCACGACAGCCGGUUCUACGUACCGGAAUUGAUUCGGAUUUCAUCCUUUCGGCGAUCUAACCCCGUUGGUGAUCUAACUAACAUAAAAAUGACCUAUACAACACGCUCUAAUUGUCGCGUUACCGUACCGCACACACAAUGAAAAUGAUAGGAGAAAAACUCUACUCGAGCUGCUGGACUCUUUUUCCCUCGUAUGAACCCACUUGACACCAAAAGAGAAUUUACUGAUAAUGAGCGACAAAAGAAUCCCCAUGUAAACGCCAUCUUAUAUGGAAAUAAAUUAGAAAUGCGUCGACGAGCUGGACUAGGAGCCAUACAACAGCAGCAAUUGGCGGCUGAAAAAUAUAAAGACAAAGGCAGUGAUAUACAGGAAUCACAAUUUGAACAAAUGUCCAAACAAAUGGAAGUUUUUCGUUUAAAACUGGAAGAAUUUGCUGUAAAACACAAGACAGACAUUCGCAAGAACUCCCAAUUUCGUAAACAAUUCCAGGAAAUGUGCGCAGCAAUAGGUGUGGAUCCUCUUGCUACAGGCAAAGGCUUUUGGAGCGUACUUGGAAUGGGUGACUUUUAUUACGAGUUAAGCGUGCAGGUCGUCGAAGUUUGUUUAGCAGCUAAUCAUAAAACCGGUGGAUUAAUAGAAUUAAAUGAACUGCGUAGGCGGCUUAUAGCAGCACGAGGUGUGAGUGCAGUACAUCAAGAGAUCACAAACGAAGACAUUUUGAUGGCAGCCAAAAAAUUAAGUAUAUUUGGGAAUGGUUUUGUGGUAUAUAAAGUGGGCAAGGGGAAAUACAUGGUGCAAUCAAUACCAGGUGAACUGAGCAUGGAUGAAACUAAAAUCCUAACGGCUGCUUCCAAUACAGAAAAGGGUUACGUAACACUGAAAAUGCUAACUGAGGAACUGGGAUGGAGUGAUUUCCGCGCAAAGCAAUCGCUCGAUAAAACAGUAAGUGAAGGUUUAUGCUGGGUGGACGAGCAGGAUGAAGAAAAUAACCAUUUGAGCUAUUGGUUUCCAAGUUUAUUUCCUGGACGGUAUGCGCAAUCAGUUUAAAUAUUUAUCUUAUUUUAUUGAUCAUAAAUGUAGAUAAUCACGUAUAUUUAGCACAUUAUUGAAUAUGUAUGUAUACAAAAGUAUAAAAUAUAUACAGU